This is a messenger RNA of Paramecium sonneborni, 695 nucleotides long. Lineage: Eukaryota; Ciliophora; Oligohymenophorea; Peniculida; Parameciidae. The record is from the annotation of a GenBank genome assembly.
UAUGGAAAUAAAUAAAUGUAAAUAUAAAUUAAAAUAAUAUGAGUGUUUUAGUGGUGGCGGAUAAUAUGAUUAAGAAGGAAGUGAGAAAAAGCUUGGAAAGUGGAUAGACUUGGAUGAAGGGUUUAAAAUAUAGAAAUAAGUCACUUAUAAUGGUGAAUAUAAUUUAAAUGGUAUGAAAGUAGGUAGAUGGGAUAUCUUAUUUAAUUAGGGAGAUGAAUAUAAAUAAAUGUAAACAUUAUAUAAGAAUAAGGAAUAUAAUAAUAUCUGUGCAUAUUUUUAGUGGAGGUGGAUCAUAUGGUUAUGAUUAAGAAAUAGGUGAGAAAAAGGUUGGAAAUUGGGUAGAGUUGAUCGAAGGCUUUUCUCAAUUUCAAUAAGUCACUUUUAAUGGCGAAUAUAAUAUGAAAGGCAUAAAGGUAGGUAAAUGGGAUAUUAUGUAUCGUGAAUGGGAUGAGAUUGAAUAUAAAAAAAUGUAAAUAUUGUUUAAUAAAGGAAUUAAUAUUUGUUGGUUUAGAGGUGGUGGAGUUUAUGAUUUAGAAGGAAGUCAGAAAAAGAUUGGAAAAUGGGUAGAGCUGGAUGAAAACUUCUGGAUCACUUAUAAUGGUGAAUAUAAUAUGAAAGGAAUGAAGGAAGGUAUUUGGGUUCAAAUGGAUAAAUGGAAAAAAAAGAAAUAUGGAGAAGAGAAAUAUGAAAAUUGA